UCUCUCUCUCUCUUGGAAUUUUGUUUUCUUCCCUUUGUUUUCUUCUUGUUUCAUUCUAUCAUGGAACCUCAACAACAGCUCCAGCAGCAGCAGCAACAAAACCAACAACAGCCAAACGAAGAUAGCGGCAGCAGCAAAGGCAGUUUUCUGUGCAGGCAAAGCAGUACACGCUGGACUCCUACAACUGACCAGAUAAGAAUAUUGAAGGACCUUUACUACAACAAUGGAGUUAGGUCCCCAAGUGCUGAACAGAUUCAGAGGAUCUCAGCUAGGCUGAGGCAGUACGGCAAGAUCGAAGGCAAGAACGUAUUUUAUUGGUUUCAGAACCAUAAAGCUCGUGAAAGGCAGAAGAAGCGAUUCACUACUGAUAUGCCCAUGCAAAGAUCCCUUGGAAAUGCCGGUUGGAGACCUGAUGAUCCCAUUCACAACAAAUUUCAUACCAUCCCCACUCCUGGGAUAUCUUCCCCAUCUUCUUCUUCUUCACCCAGUGUGCUUGCUGUUGGGCAGAUGGGAAGCUUUGGAUAUGGAUCUGUGGAGAGGAGUUUUACAGACUGUUCAAUAUCAGCAGGUGGUGGUCGUGGUGGGGUUGGUGGAUCUAUAAACCAGAGCUUCGAAUGGGUUGGCAUGGACCCAUAUUCUUCAUCUUAUGCUCUCUUUGACAAGAGAAAAACAAUGGGUGAAAGCUUCGAAGAAGAGCAAGAAGAAGAAGCAACUCCGGAGAUUGAAACGCUCCCACUCUUUCCCAUGCACGCUGAGGAUAUCACUGGCUUUUGCAACAUUAAGCCCGAAUCCAACGCCUACUACUCCGGCUGGUACAGGCCCGCCGACGCCAAGACCAGUUCCCGCACAUCUCUUGAGCUUAGCCUCAACUCCUACGCCGGCAGGUCCCCGGAUUCCCCCUGAAUAUUCCUCCAUGCUCAGCAGAUUUUAGCCAUAUAUUUUGGGGCUCAUUACUUUAUUUAGUAAUUGUACUUAGAGACAGUAAUUGUGGCUUGUAUAUGCUCAUGGGUUGGUGGCGUUGGAAUGUCUCUCGACAGUCUACACUUCUUCACUCUAAACCUGCUGGGCAUUUGACACGUCUCAUCACCUUCUUUUAAACAUAUAUUCCAUGAUUUUAAUUUUUUCUUUUUUCUUUUU
Messenger RNA from Vitis riparia (riverbank grape), 1137 nucleotides. Its product is annotated as protein WUSCHEL. Gene Ontology annotation, molecular function: DNA-binding transcription factor activity; DNA binding. The transcript has 3 exons. Gene Ontology annotation, biological process: plant organ development. The record is from RefSeq and is a predicted model, not a curated record. NCBI's taxonomy places the organism in Eukaryota, Viridiplantae, Streptophyta, Magnoliopsida, Vitales, Vitaceae. Bases 61 to 903 code for a protein of 280 amino acids.